Messenger RNA from Anastrepha ludens (Mexican fruit fly), 579 nucleotides. RefSeq lists its product as uncharacterized. The record is from RefSeq and is a predicted model, not a curated record. The coding region runs from base 208 to 579 and encodes 123 amino acids. Lineage: Eukaryota; Metazoa; Arthropoda; Insecta; Diptera; Tephritidae. The transcript has 2 exons.
AGCACAAAUUAGCCUGACGCUUGAAAAUUUACAAGUCGGAAAAUUUUUCGCAUUUUGUUAAAGGCAUCUUUUGUUUAGCAAGAGAGGAAGAAUAUACCUUUCAAAUAGUACAGAAAACAGUGUAAAAAAAGCUAAAAUAAAUAAUUAACAUAUUCAGCUCCUAUCGCACCAGUUCAAACCGUGGAUUUAUGACGAACAUACAUAUGAAUGUACGCUCACCAGCCAGCACACACAUUACAGCACAAUCGCUUGCUAAUGUGCGUGCGUGUAUUUGCGAAGCCAGUGAAACAAUUCAAAUUUGAAGUAAAAAACAAUGCAAAGCAACGACCGCCUGACUGCCGCCGGAAUGAAAGUGUUUUGCUAUUUUUUCAAUUAAUUCUUGACAAGAAUGAAGCAAAGGAGGAAUUGCACUUCAAAGAUUCACAUUUGUUUUUCGCGCGCACUAGCAUUAUGCCGAACACAUUACAACACAUACACAGACUGUUUCGCAUAGUUCCCAUUGAACAAGCCCAAUUGGUGAAAGGAUUGAUGAAGAUACAGCAACCGAUAUACCAAAAACAAAAACACUUUGUACUUUGA